CUGGAUGGUCGCAGGUUCGGUGGUGUUCUAACUUCUAAACCCCAAACUACACACAAAGCACAAUCCCGAGUCAAACUUAAAUCGCUCUUCUUCGCCUCCAUUUCGCUCCUAAUUUCUCCACACUUCCCAUUCUCAUUUCCUCGACCCACCCAUCAAAUAAAAUAAAGUAAAAUUAUUAUUAUUAUUAUAUUUUAUUAUUUUUAUUAUCAUUACUGUAAUAGAGUUGGUUCCAUCAAGAGAGAGAAAGAGAAGAAUCAAGAAUGGGGCCAAGUGGUGGUGCCUUGUCAGCGGCGGCGAAGCAAGCGGAGCAACUCAGAAUAGAUGGCAACGCUUACUUCAAGAAAGACCGUUUCGGUGCCGCCAUCGAUGCCUACACAGAGGCAAUUACUUUGUGCCCUAAUGUUCCUGUGUAUUGGACGAACCGUGCUCUCUGCCAUCUUAAGCGCCAUAAUUGGGAGAGAGUGGAAGAAGAUUGUCGGAGAGCGAUUCAGCUUGACAACCAUUCGGUUAAGGCUCACUAUAUGUUGGGACUUGCAUUGCUACAGAAACAAGAACAUACCAAGGGUAUCAGAGAAUUAGAGAAGGCUUUGGAUCUUGGGAGAGGCGCCAAUCCCAAGGGCUAUAUGGUAGAAGAAAUAUGGAGAGAGCUUGCGAGAGCAAAAUACCAAGAGUGGGAACGGACAUCUUCCAAGCGAUCGUGGGAUUUGCAGAGCUUGAAGGAAGCUUGCGAGUCCGCUCUAAAGGAAAAACACUCUCUUGAUAUGUCCCACAUGGAAGGAUUUUUAGAUGAUGCUACCACUUCUCAAUUGGAACAGUUAGAGGCUUUACAAAGAGUCUUCAGUAAAGCUGCAGAGGGUGACACACCUACUGAGGUGCCAGAUUACUUAUGCUGCAGAAUCACACUUGAUAUUUUUCAUGAUCCCGUAAUCACUCCGAGCGGAAUUACAUAUGAGAGGGCAGUGAUUCUUGAUCAUUUGCAGAAGGUUGGUAGAUUUGACCCUGUGACGCGAGAACCACUGGAUCCAUCGCAACUAGUACCGAACUUGGCCAUUAAGGAAGCAGUGCAGGCAUACUUGGACACACAUGGGUGGGCCUACAAGGUUUAAAAAUUUAAGUUGGAAAUUAACAGUUUUAUCUAUUCAACAAACACAUCAGGAUUCUUUGUUUUUUGGUAACUAUGUUUGUGGAUUCCCUGUGGUGCCGUCCAGAAGAUGAACAUCUUGAGACCAUCUUAUUAUGAAUUGUACAUAUGGUCUUGAUUCUCAUAUAAUGUGAAAAUGUAUAUAGUUGUCAGCUUCCUAAUAGUUUCUUGCUGUCUCAUUGUCUCCCUUCCCUUUCUCAAUGGGCUCCAUAUAUCAACUUCCUAGACAUAGCUAGGAUUUGAACCCGGUGCACCUCCUAGCAAGUCAAACAUAGUUGUCACUAAACCAAUCCUUGCGGUGCGUUUAUGUUUAUCCAUUAAAUUCAUCUUUUGCUUUC
This is a messenger RNA of Arachis duranensis, 1479 nucleotides long. RefSeq names its product E3 ubiquitin-protein ligase CHIP. The transcript is spliced from 8 exons. Gene Ontology annotation, cellular component: cytoplasm. The record is from RefSeq and is a predicted model, not a curated record. Gene Ontology annotation, molecular function: protein-folding chaperone binding; ubiquitin protein ligase activity. Lineage: Eukaryota; Viridiplantae; Streptophyta; Magnoliopsida; Fabales; Fabaceae. Gene Ontology annotation, biological process: protein polyubiquitination; proteasome-mediated ubiquitin-dependent protein catabolic process; protein quality control for misfolded or incompletely synthesized proteins. The coding region runs from base 261 to 1106 and encodes 281 amino acids.